AUGGCCUCUGGGGUUCUGGAUACCACGCAUCCUCCGCCGUCAGAAACGUCCCCGUUGCUGGGUGAUAGCUCUCGGGCAGAGGAUGGUCCUUCAGAUGAAGGAGAAUCAGGCAACGCAGGCCUGCCGUUGGUGGAGGAGGUGGCCUUUGGCAAGCUUUUGACCAUCCUGAUGAGCACCUGGCUGGGGGUGUUUUUUGCAGCUCUCGAUGGCACGAUUGUUGCUACGAUUUCCGCGCCGAUAUCAUCCUCGUUCAACUCCCUAUCGCUCAUCUCAUGGCUCGCCACGGCGUACCUUAUCUCGAGCUCUGCCUGUCAGCCCAUCAGCGGCAAGCUGACGGAUAUAUUCUCCCGUCGUACCGGGCUGGUCGUCUCCAACAUCCUCUUUGGAGUCGGUAACCUGAUUUGCGGCCUUGCCACGAGAGAAUGGGUCAUGAUCGUUGGGCGUACGAUUGCCGGUAUGGGCGGAGGUGGACUCACGGCCAUAUCAACGUUCAUCACCUCUGACCUGGUCCCGCUACGCAAGAGAGGUAUCUGGCAGGGCGUUGGCAACAUCUGCUUUGGAGUCGGAAGCGGUCUCGGUGGCAUAUUUGGCGGCUACGUGAAUGAUAACUGGGGAUGGCGAUGGGCAUUCCUCAUCCAGGUACCCUUUAUCGUCGUCUCUGCUAUUCUUGUCUGGAUCUACGUCGAUAUACCCGUCAGAGUCACGGAUACGUCUCGGUGGAAGAGGAUCGAUUUCCUUGGUGCCGGAACUCUGGUCUGCGCUCUGGUUCUGUUUCUUCUUGGGCUCAAUUCUGGCGGCAACCAAGUGCCUUGGACUCAUCCCUUGGUCCUCACCACGAUUCCGUUAUCGGUGGUGCUUCUGGCGGCAUUCAUCUAUAUCGAGGACAAAGUUGCUCCAGAACCGAUUAUCCCGGUCCGUCUGCUCAUGGACCGCACCGUGUUGUCGUGCUGCUUGACCAAUUGGUUUAUCACCAUGGCUGUCUUCGCCCUCUUCAUCUAUAUACCACUCUUCCUACAGGUGCAGGGUUACUCAGCGACCUUAGCCGGGACUCGGCUCGUUUCACAGGCUCUCGGUACUUCCAUAGGCUCGCUGGGCUCGGGAUACCUGAUGCGCAUGACCGGGCGUUACCUAUACUUCAACUACGGCUCUGUCACCUUUAUCGCCAUCGGCACAGCGCUGAUAUGCACUCUCAACCUCGCAACACCAGCCAUGCCGCCCUUCCUCUACCUGUUCAUCUCGGGCUUAGGAUACGGCGGUAUGCUCACCGCCACCCUAGUGGCCAUCAUCGCGGCCGUGGACCAUGAACACCAAGCAGUGGUUACGUCUGCGUCUUAUGCGUUCCGUAGCACUGGAAGCUCGAUCGGUAUAUCCGUUGCCUCAGCUGUAUUCCAGAACCUCCUCAGGUCUGGCCUCUGGUCCCGUCUCGGACACCUGGGUGACGCGGAAAAAAUCAUCCGCAAGAUUACAGAACGCUUUGAGGAGAUCAGCCAUCUUCCUCCGGGGAUAGCAGCAAUCGUUCGUGACUGCUACAUGGGCGCUCUCCGAGCGGUAUUCCUGACCACCUUGGGGCUCGCUGCCUUGGGUGUGUUGGCAAGUUUGGCGAUGAAGGAGCAUAAGCUACAUAUGAAUCUGGCGCGCAAGGACUGA
Molecule: messenger RNA, 1647 nt
Organism: Arthroderma uncinatum
Lineage: Eukaryota; Fungi; Ascomycota; Eurotiomycetes; Onygenales; Arthrodermataceae
Product: multidrug resistance protein fnx1
Exons: 2
Coding region: 1-1647 (548 amino acids)
Biological process (GO): transmembrane transport; basic amino acid transport
Cellular component (GO): fungal-type vacuole membrane
Molecular function (GO): basic amino acid transmembrane transporter activity
Source: RefSeq, a predicted model, not a curated record